Sciurus carolinensis (gray squirrel) is the source of this 1853-nucleotide messenger RNA. Its product is annotated as lysophosphatidic acid receptor 4-like. The record is from RefSeq and is a predicted model, not a curated record. NCBI's taxonomy places the organism in Eukaryota, Metazoa, Chordata, Mammalia, Rodentia, Sciuridae. Gene Ontology annotation, molecular function: G protein-coupled receptor activity. Gene Ontology annotation, cellular component: membrane. Bases 737 to 1429 code for a protein of 230 amino acids. The transcript is spliced from 5 exons. Gene Ontology annotation, biological process: positive regulation of Rho protein signal transduction; phospholipase C-activating G protein-coupled receptor signaling pathway.
GGCAUAGACUCUUAUACAAAACAGAGAACUUUUGAAUUUCAUGUAUUUUGAGUUUCUCCUUUUUAAGAACCUUACUCUACCUUGAAGUUCAAUUUUAAUUUUUUCCAUUAUAUGUGUAUGUUUAUUUGCUUAUAGUCUGCCUUCUUUCACAAAUGAUUUGAGGCAGCCAAGCUUUAACUUGUUCAAGACUUUAGGUGGUGUUCAAACCAAUGAAGACUGCAUUCCUCAAAUCUUCAAAGGGAAAAUAAGAAGUUAUGCAGCAAAAACAGAAGUAUCAUCGUUUCCACAUUACACAAAGUUAUUAACAGGAGUGAUUCAGAUAUUUCCUGCAAAAUCUGCUGCAAGCAAAUUCAUUACAGACCCACGUAGAUUGAACAGCUUACGGCUAAAUAUAUCACAGGGAAGAAGAAAUGUAAACAGAAUUUUGCCCCAGUGCUAUCUGACUACACUAAACGAGGGAGAGUCUCUAGUUGAAGUCUCCACUAUCAUAUGGGAGCAAGAAAUCUGGCCUUGUCUCAAAAGUGAAUGAAGGUGGGAGAAAUGAAGAAAAAGAAAUAAAAGUAUGGUUGAUGGACAGUAUCUCAGAAAUGACCUUCCAUGGUUGUCUUUGGUGAUCCAAGUCCUUUUGAACAAAAUGAGAAGACCCUUGGAUAUCUUGAAUUUUUACUUUUCCAAAGAGAAAGUGACUGACAGCUCCCUGAAGCUUGCUGGGUAAGAAGAAAAGUCUCAGUUACUGAUGGUCACUGGAAUGAUGAAUCUCACUCACUUUAGUGUUUUUGCAAAUCGAGACCAUAUGAAAGAUCUCCGAAGGUACCUGGCAUUCAAAUAUAUCCAGUAUCUAGUCCUACCUUCUCCAAACAUCAUCGUCACUCUGCUGGGAUUGUUUGCCAGUGUGUAUGUCACACUGAUAUUAACAUUACCUUUUGUAUCCAGAAAAUCUACUGCAGUAUUUAUUAGUAACAUAGCUUGGGCAGAUAUCUUAGUGGGCUGUAGCAUCUUUUCUGCCAUGAUUCAAGAUGUGAUAAAGAGUGAAAUAUUAUCAUAUUCUGUUCAAUCAACCUUGAGGCAGAAUUUCCAGAUUGCAAAUGUACAUAUCAGUUCUCUUUUACUCAGCUGUGUUAGCCUCGAAGCCUUUCUGAUCACUUUUCUUCCAGUAGAGACACGCCACAUAAGAACGGUUAGAUGUGCCAAGGUGGCUUCUAAGAUCAUCUGGAUUGCUAUAAUUUCUGAAUGCUUCUUUUAUCAGAUGGAGUGCUUCAGACACAUUAGCAUCUCUUAUUUUGACACUCACAGGCAAGUUUCACUGUUGCUAAAUUGCUGUUAUGGAGCCACAAAACUGCUGAAAUCACUUGUUUAUCCAAUUGGACUAAUUUUAAGGAUCUUCAAUGUGUACCUCUUUUAUAAAAUGUAUUUCCGUGUUUUACCUUAACAAUACCUGAGAUGGUUAAUUGUGUAUCAACUUGGCAACUUGGCUAGGUAUAGUGCCCAGGUUUUUUUUUUUUUUUUUUUUGGGUCAAACACUAAUCUAGAUAUUCUUGUGAAGAUAUUGUAUACAUGUCAUUAACCUUUAUGAUUAGUUGACUUUAAUAAAGGAAAUUAUCUUAAGCAGUGUGAGUGCACCUCAUACAAUCAGCUGAAGGUCUGAAGAGCUAAAACCGGGGUUUCCCAGGAAUUAUGCCCUAUGAACAUCCUGCUUGAAUUUCCAAGCUGCUGGCCUGCUCUAAAGAUUUUGGACUCCAGACUACAGCAUCAAUUUUGCCUGAGAUUCUAGCCUGAUGGCCUCCCCUACAGAUUUUGGAUUUUCAUGUGAGAUAAUUACUUAAAAUUUAAAAGUUAAAAUUUUUAAAAAUGAA